UCGUUUCUUUUUCUUCCAAUAUUCGAGGGCAGAAAGGAAGCGCGCCGCUCUCCUUUUUUCCUCGUAUGUAGGGGCGAGGUAUUAAAAUGAAUCGCUCUUCCGGAUCGGCACUCAUUGAAAGUUGGAUACAGCCGGCGACGAGGCGAAAAGAAAGGCGACAAUGUCGGCGGCUACGAGCACCGUGAUGACUUUUGUGUUCCUCCUGGCUUUAUCGAUCGGUACCUCCCAUGCACAGUUGAAAUCCAGCUGCAAGAUAGAGCAACUUCGUGACUGUGGCUCGGACUACGUGCCCUUCGUGACGCGCACAUACCUCCACGAGGGAGGAGAAAAGUUCAAGGAGGCAUGCGAGCUAGACAGCAAGCAGAUCGCUUGCACGCUCAAGUUCGUCGAGGAAUGCCUGGAGGGUCUGCCUCGGGUCGCCGCCCAGCUGGCCAUCAAGGCGAUGGAGGAGAGCUACGAGGCGACUUGCACCGAGGGCACCGACCAGAACAAACUGUACAACAACGCCGUCAAGUGCCUUAACUCCGUCGGCACGAGGCUGAACAAGUGCAUGGACACUCUCAGCAACACGUUGCAUCGCGGCACGAGCAAGGCUCCUCCGAAGGAGGUCAUCCACUACUCCUGCUGCGCGUACCAUGACGCGCUGGAGUGCGUGGAAGACACCGUGUCCGGCUGCGACACGGACGCCGGCAAGGAGUUCAUGGUCGGCAGCAUGGAGAGCAUCUUCGGCGAGACCCUCAGUUUGGUGUGCGGCCAGUACUCCCGCGGCUCGGCGGCCUGCAAGCAGUUGCCGGCGCUGCCCGAACUCGCGCCCGACGAGACCCAGAUCACCAACGUCAUUGAGCUUGCCAUGAGAGUGGCCAGUUCGCUGGGCAAGAAGUAGGCUCCUGGUCCUUCGGUACACUCACUCCACGUGGACACAUGCCUCGCCUUCAACUUACGUUAUGUUACUGAUUACUCUGUUCCCUUAGCGGAAGGACGCAGAUGAUGGCAUAAGGCUAGAAUUUUAGGCAUGUUACUACAAUCUUAUCGUGUCAUAGAGGCCAAAGGCCAGCUGAUGGCGACGUAAGCCACCCUCCCGCUACCUGCUUAAAUAGCAGCUGUUGCUGGCGCUGUGCGCGAACUCACGCCAUCGAACUUUCAUGAGCCAUCACGGAAUCCUUGGAAGUCACACUCUCAUUUAUCAUCGCUAGACGAAAGAGAAGGGAAAUAGAUAUCAACCAGGGUUGCACCUCUGAGCGAAAGCUUGCUUUUAAGCCAGCGUUUUAUGGAUUCGAAUGAUCCAACCGAAGUUUUUUUUUCACGCAAGAACAGGCUGCUUGCCCAUGGUGAGGCCAUGAGCUGUGGCGCGAAGAAGCAGUUGUUUAUCUCCGCGACCAGCGGUCGCUUCCUCUGCCUUUACCAUGCAUGUUGCAUGAUUACCUUCGUAUGGUUUAAAGUAACAACGGAUCAAUAAAUGUCGACACAAACCUGGAGACAGCUGAAGGACCUAUGUAUAUUCCCUUUUUGGAAGUCAUAGUGACACCUUGUUAGCCGUAAUCGUGGUGCCACUAUCUUUAUGACGUCGAGGCAAUGCGCAUUUUCGAGGAGACUUUUCCACAUUUAAGUGCCACAACGCGCGCCCCUUCCCGCAUUAGAGAUUGAAAGCAGACUAAGGCAAGAAGGGAGAUCAGCUAGACGAACGUCCGGUCUGCGGCCCUACACGGGAGAGGCGACUUGGUGCUGUAGCAUUCGCUUUGACAUUUGUCUAACUUCUUACUUUUGCUAGUCUACUCACAGCAUCCUCGAAUUGCCUGCGUUGAACGCAUCUCCAUGAUAUUCAUGAUGUAUGAAUGUGUCCUACUUAAUGCAGAAACCUUCAUGUAAUGUGCACUUUUCGCGGCACGCUGUGUGCAAUGCAGGAAUGCUUAUUCCUCGGAAACAGUUCGCCCAAUUUUUCUGCGUGAGGAGAAUGGAUGAUUGUUGGAUGCCUGCUGCACAUUGGCAGAAUAAGGCACAUUUAUGUGGUGGAAUAAAGAGUGAUAGGUUAAGCGUGAAAGAAUAUAUGUUUCUUUUUAGCCGAGAGAUCCACAAAAUAAAAAUAUUGACCAUUCA
This is a messenger RNA of Dermacentor andersoni, 2094 nucleotides long. RefSeq lists its product as uncharacterized. The record is from RefSeq and is a predicted model, not a curated record. Lineage: Eukaryota; Metazoa; Arthropoda; Arachnida; Ixodida; Ixodidae.